Messenger RNA from Symbiodinium natans, 3512 nucleotides. Lineage: Eukaryota; Dinophyceae; Suessiales; Symbiodiniaceae. The record is from the annotation of a GenBank genome assembly.
GCCCCAGGCACGUUGAUUCGGGAAGAGAAGUACCCCAACAUUGCCUUCAAGUCGCUCACGGACAUCAUCCGCACCUUCCUCUUCACCGACUGUGCCCUUCCGGAGGGCUCCUACCCCACGGUGGCCGUGCUGGCGGUGGCGGGGGUGGUCCUGAACAAUGCGUCAGGAAUCCUAGCACGUCCUCUUGGUGCCAUGCCUGGGCUCAGCGUUGUCGAGCCCGAGAUGCACCAGCAACUGGUGCGGCCUCGGAACAAGGUGUUCAGAAUUGGCGGCGAGAUUUACGACUCCAGCGGAGAGGAUGCCCAGCGAUGCCCGCUGCCCUUCCUGCCACCGAAGCAGAAGGUCUUCGAUAUGUUCUUCUUCUGGGAGCUCUACGACUACCUCGCCAAGCGGUGCCUGCGGCAGGAUGUUCCACUGAUGGCGGUCAGGAACAUGUCCUGCAAGAUCAUGAUCGUCUUCAACGAGCCGGACCCGCAGGACGUGAACUUCUUUGGGAGCCUCUCCAAGAAGUUCUGCUCCUGGAAGGACAUCCGAAGGUCUCUUUUGACCGAGGGCCACCCGACCAUCCAGCUCACCACAGUGGAGAGGAUCUUCCUUAUUUUUGACGACGACCAAAGCUGCAAGUUGGCCCAGGUCUGGUUCUGGUUCAUCUUGGUCGUGACGGUGGCCAACCUUGUCAGCAUGGUGCAGCCACGCUACAUUCAGACCAUGUGCGAGAUGGCCGAGCUUCACGAGUGCACGAGCGCCUUCAAGGUGACCUGCCUCCUCGUCUUCAGCGUGGACUACUUUGUCCGGCUUGUAUGUGCCCCCUUUGUCAGGCUUGAGCUGCUGUCCCCGCACAUGGAGUACUUCAACCUCGACGACUUCUCCCGGAAGCCCUACACCCCGAAGAGACGCCUCAUUGAGUUUGCCAAGAAGUCCGACAACCUCGUGGACCUCAUCGCCAUCAUGCCUUACUGGGUGAACAUCCUCGUGGGCCAGUUCCUGCCGUCCUCCUCUUUCCUCCGGAUCAUCCGCCUUGCCCGGCUCUUCCGCAUCGCCAAAUCGGCCCGGUACCUGGACAUGCUGCAGGUCCUGGUCAUGACACUCUGGAAGAGCUUCAGCAUGGUGGCGAUAUUGUUCGUUCUGAUCCAGCUCGUCGCUCUGAUCGCCGGGUGCCUGCUGCAGGAGUUUGAAGAGGACGGCAGCGAGGCAGCUUUUGAGUCAGUUCUGUCUGCCUGGUACUGGAUCUUCUGCCGGCUCAUCGGCAUGAAAGACACCCCGUACCAUGCCGGCAAGGUCCACACGGACGGGGGCAUCGCCAUCCUAGCGAUCACUCUUACCCUGAAGGGGGUGCUGUGGAUCGUUCCAAUUGCCCGGAUCAAGCAGAUCUUCCAGUCCGAGUACAACGCAGUGGUCAAAGGAAACAACCUGCACCAGAAGGUGGUCAAGGAUCUCCUUGGGCAGCUUCACGACGCGGCCCUGGACAACGUGGCCAGCCCCACGCACGGAAGCAUCUACGCCCGCAUGGAGGUGGUGCUGGAGAAUGGUCGCCUCCAUGCGAACGUGCCGCUUCCCAUCCAUCACGCGGAUUGUAAGGACAUCCCUGAGUUCGUCGUGGCCACAUCCUCCGCGGACUUGGCGGAUGUGAGUGUCAAGGUGGGCAUGCGGUGGGAGCCGGACCCGUCCAUGAAAACCCACGAUGAGGCGUUGCCUUUUGGCAAGCUCCACUUGUCGGUGGUCAGCGUGGAACCCGAGCAUGACAUCAAGGAGGUGACCUGGCAGGUUCCAUGCGACUUGUUCCGUCCGGAGUGGAAGACGGCUGCUUGGAACGACCGCACCAGCGGCAUGUGUAACUUUGCCAUCAGCUGGCGCGGAGAACACGUGGCGGACAUGUCGGCGAGAAAGGAGAAGCACGAUGACGAGCAAACGACUUUGGAGUAUGGUGAGUUCCAGGCGAAGGUCUUGCACCUGCUCAAUCAGCAGAACAUCACGUUGCAGAGCCAACGGAAGAAGAUGGAGGAGCUUCAGAAGCAGCUCCAGCCGGUCGAUGUAUCGCCACGGCCCAGUCUCACCCCGGCAGAAAAACCUCCGACUUCAAAGGCGCGUCGGGCAGCGGGCUAUGUGGAGAUUCUCCGGUUCCUGGUGAAAGGUGGAUUUGAGGCGCAGAGGUUUCUCCUGGUUGGCUUGCUACGGUGCCGCUUCACCAACCUGGACUGGGUGGUCAUCGGAAGCGAGCUCGAGGCGGAGCUGAAGAUCGGCAGAGUCGAGGUCAUCAAUGACUUCGUGGCACAGGGCUACGGCAUGCUCACGUUGGACAGCGAAGAGGUCACCAAGCUCAAUGACGCGAAUGCAGUGCCCAAUGGCACCAUCGCCUGCAUUGGAGCUGGCACAGGCCUCGGGCAAUGCUUCUUGGUCGCGGAUACCCAGACAGGCGAAUACACUUGCCACCCCAGCGAAGGACAGCACGGCGAGUUUGGCCCUCGCGGGGCUGGCAGCGACGAGCUGAAGUUGGAGUUGCUCAAGUACCUGAAGAUCAAAUUUUCCAACGCCGGCAACCGCAUCUCCACCGAGCGUGUGGUCUCAGGCACGGGCAUCUGCAACAUCUACGAGUUUCUGGCCUACAAGCAUCCGCACGAAGUGGAUGAGGAGGUGCACAGCCUGCACAACGACCGGCCGAAGGAUGCAGGGAUCAUCGCCAUGAAUGCGAAGCCUGGGACGCUGUGUGAGAAGACCAUGAAGAUCUUCGCCGAUGCCUAUGGUGCCCAGUGCGCCACCUUCGCCCUCUACGUACAGCCCUUUGGAGGCAUCUACAUCACCGGAGGUGUGACGAAGAAGAUCCGAGAGUGGCUUUUGAAGGAGGGCUCCUUCAUGAAGGCCUACUACGACAAAGGCCGGCUCACUCCGGUGUUGAACCGCGUGCCUCUGGUGAUCGUCGAGGGCGACGACAUGGGCCAGCGCGGAGCCCAUCUUCGUGCGGUGAUGCUCUUGAAGCAGGCGGUCAAGGAGCAGGCCCGACGAUUGUUCGAUACACUGGAUUUCAACCACGACGGGCUGCUGAUGGUGGGUGAGCUGGAGGGCUUGUUUGAAAUGGCGGGAGACAAAGCUGGAAGGCACAGGCAAGAGCUGGCCAUCAAGUUGCUGCAGGAGCUGGACGACAACAAGGACGGGCAUCUCGAUUUCGAGGAGUUCCUCAAGGGCUACGCCAAGCUGCCCACGAAGAUGAUCUCCGAGUCUCCCUUCCUGCACUCGCACAGGGAGGAGCCGAAGAUGGACCGAUCGGAGCUGGUCUCACCGCCCGAUCGCGGCAACGACGUCGACAGCCAGGCGGCCCUUGCCAAGGAGCUGCAAAAGUACCAGAGCCGUUCCCGCCGGGAGAAGAUCGAUCCUUUCAAGGAUGACAAUGCACCAGUUUUCCAGACCAGGCUUUUCAAGCUUCUCGUAGACUGCGACCGCACGGAGGAGGAUGCAUGGGUGCCUCGGAUGUAUUGGGUGAGCAACGAAGGUGGCAUUUGCUACCACAGCGUCACUGA